UUGCUGAAACCAUCAUGCGCUUACAGGCAGCCCUCGUUAUUUUCGCUUAUUGCGCCCAUGUGGUAGCACCGGCAUGUUCUCCCCAAGAGAUGACCACGGGCUGCAAGAUAGCAGGCAACGUGUGCUCCUGUGGCUACGGCUGCUCCUCCGAGUUCAUCUUCAGGACCAGACGAGCUUGCUUGGACAACAUGAAAGAAAGGAGCUCCAACAUCUGCAACAGUUUACCGUGCAUGAGGGGUAACUGUCUCCAGACGCAGCAGGAUCCUGGGUACCUGUGCAAGUGCGAAGGCACUGGUUACUAUGGUCAGAGGUGCGAAAAAGCCUGCCCCACUGCGCCUGUCCGGGGUCUUGUGUUCCCACAUGAAUGUAUAGUUAUUUAGACUUUAAUCUGUUUAGCCUGCCGCCUGCCUAUGUAAAAAUGGAAUAAACAUCAUGCUAUAAUGUUCUCGUUUACAAAAGAUAUGGCAUUUUGACUAACGAUAAGGCUGGAUUUAUAUGCGCCCGCCCGAUCGCACGGUUUGGCGGCUAUACCACGAGAUAGCAAUUAUUAGGUUAGGUUGCACCAGAGACGUGGUUAAAGUUAAUGUUAUGG
This is a messenger RNA of Aricia agestis (brown argus), 592 nucleotides long. Its product is annotated as hyaluronan-binding protein 2-like. The coding region runs from base 15 to 380 and encodes 121 amino acids. The record is from RefSeq and is a predicted model, not a curated record. The transcript has 4 exons. NCBI's taxonomy places the organism in Eukaryota, Metazoa, Arthropoda, Insecta, Lepidoptera, Lycaenidae.